GAGGCUCGCGAGUCGUAAGAGCAGCAGUCUGUGGGAAGUGCCCGAGACGGCGCUGUAGAAAUGGUCUAAUGAUUAAGGAAAAAAAUAAAGGAUAACUCGUUUCUCAGUUAAAACGAGAGGAACUUCCCAGGAACAUUUUUUUUUUUUUUUUUUUAAAUCGCAGUGUGUAAUUUACACAACAUUUAUUUCGACUUCGAACAAAGAGAAGAGCCCGACACGGUCCGAGCAGCGAGUAGGAAACCGACUCCACUUCGGCUCAAGCGCACAGAAACCCUUCCUAUUUGUUUACAUGUCGUCUUGAGCCAAAAUGGCGACGCUAGCGAAACGGCUGCCGGCCGGCCGCGUCCGUAUCCGAGGCGAGCUGCUGCUGUUUUCCUCUAACGGCAUGAGUUAAAGCAGUCCGCUGGGGGUUCGAGGGAAAGUCCAGGCGUGUCUAAGCAGGUUGCACAGCCCCGCUCUGCCUACUUUGCCGCCCGAGAGCCGCUGUGGUGAAGCCGUCCGACACGAUCCUUCGGCCCGCGGCGAGCUUGGGUAGAAGUCACGUGACCCGCGCAAAGCCCAGCUGCCCAAUUCCAAUAUGGUGGUCGGCUCGGCAGGCUUACGCUUCUUGUUGAUGAUACUGUGCUUCCGUGGCUUUCGGUCCGGCGCCUACGGCCAGCUGCAAGCCCCGCAGGUUCUGGGGCUGCGACUGGAGGAGCCCAGCGAAGGGGUUUAUAUGCGGGAGCGGGUGAUCACAGCGCCGUACGGAGCCUCUUUCAAGCUUCGCUUGUUCGGUCUCUUUCCGGCGAAUGGGACCGGGACCAGGACCACCACCACGACCACCUGGCCGUGGGUCGGGUUCGCCGUGUGCGCGGGCGCGGACGCGGACGGGAUCUCGGAGCAGGACCCGUGCGAGCAGGAGAAGAGCCGGAGCUCGGCCCUCUUCCAGGUGAGCGAGCGCUUAGACGCGGCUGAGCCUGAGGGUUAUAAUAAUUAUUAUCAUUAUGAUGGGGAGAACAGCAGCAGACUCGUAACCGUCACCGUGCGGACGAGGCGGGGACGCGACGACGGCGGGGACGGCGGCGGGUCCGAGGAGGGCAUCUACCACCGCGUGUGCGUCCUAGACGGGGCCAGGUGGGCUUCGGUGGGACGAGACAAGCUGCGGGCGGUGGGGGCGGGCGGAGAGACGCCGAGCGAUGAUGAUGACGACGACGCCGACGACGAUGACAUGAUCCCGACGUGGGCUCUGGCGGUGGCCGUGGUGCUCGUGCUCGCCGCGUGCGCGCUCCUGAAAAGCGUCAACCUGAGCCUGCUGUGGCUGGACCCCCUGGAGCUGUACGUGCUGCACAGCUGCGGCUCCGAGAGGGAGAAGCGGGCCGCGAAGCGCCUGGAGCCCGUGCGCAGACGCGGCAACCUGCUCGUGUGCUCGCUGCUGCUGCUGUGCGCGCUCGGGCACGCGGCGCUCGGCGCGCUCCUGCAGCGCGCCUUCGGCUCCGUGGCGCCCGCCGUGCUCGUGUGCGGCGCGCUCCUCUUCCUGGUGGCCGAGCUGCUGCCGCACGUCCUGUGCUCCGGCCACGGCUUCCAGCUCGCGCCGCGCCUCACGUGGCUGGCGCAGGUGUGCAUGGUGCUCACCUGCCCGCUCUCGUGCCCGCUCGGGCUGCUGCUCGACGUGGCGCUGCGUCGCGACGUGAGCACGUGCGGCGUGCGCGAGAGGACCAUGGAGAUGAUCCGCACGAACGUGAACGACCCGUACAACGAGUUCGUGAAGGAGGAGUUCAGCCGCGGCGCGCUGCGCAGCAAGACGGUGGAGGACAUCCUGACCCCGCUCAAGGACUGCUUCAUGCUGCCCUCCACCGCCGUGCUCGACUUCAACACCAUGUCGGAGAUCAUGCAGAGCGGCUACACGCGCGUGCCCGUGUACGAGGACGAGCGCUCCAACAUCGUGGAGAUCCUGUACGUGAAGGACCUGGCGCUGGUGGACCCCGAGGACUGCACGCCCAUGAGCACCAUCACCAAGUUCUACAACCACCCGCUGCACUUCGUCUUCAACGACACCAAGCUGGAUGCCAUGCUGGAGGAGUUCAAGAAAGGUAACUCGCACAUGGCCAUUGUGCAGAAGGUGAACAACGAGGGGGAGGGGGAUCCAUUCUAUGAAGUUCUGGGAUUGGUCACGCUAGAGGACGUCAUUGAGGAGAUCAUCAAGUCAGAGAUCCUAGAUGAAUCUGAUGGCUACAUGGAGACGAAGGUGAAGCGUCCCCUUGCUCCUCUGGAGAUCUCCCUGGAGCCGCGCUCCAGCCACGAGGAGUUCUCCCUCUUCAGGGUGUCGGAGGGCGAGCCGAAGAUCCGCACGUCGCCCCAGCUUUUGUUGGCCACUCAUCGCUUCCUGUCCCGAGAGGUGGAGCACUUCAGUCCCCACCGUGUUUCCGAGAAGGUCCUGUUCCACCUGCUCCGUCAUCCGAGCGUUAACCAGGAGGUGAAGUUUGACCCCUCCAACCGAAUGAGCCCCGAUCAUUACCUGUACACCCGCAACCACCCCGUGGACUACUUCAUCCUCUUGCUGCAGGGCCGUGUGGAAGUAGAGAUCGGGAAAGAAGGCUUGAAGUUUGAAAACGGAGCCUUUACCUACUAUGGUGUCUCCGCCCUGACGGCUCCCUCAUCAGUGCACCAGUCUCCUGUGUCCACUCAGCGUCGCUCCCCAAAGGAUCCCUUUGACCUUGGGGAGGCUGCCAGUCCCUCCAGCUACUGCCCUGACUACACCGUACGCGCUCUUACCGACCUGCAACUUAUACGGGUGACACGAUUGCAGUAUCUCAAUGCUCUGAUGGCAUCCCGGGUGACCCAGAGUCCAGACCCCCCUGAGAUCAAGAUCCUGCCUAACAGCCAGACUAAGCUGCUGAACGAGAGGAACACUAACAUAGAAUUUCCUGUUCACUUUUCUUUCUUUGACAAAAUUGAGAACUACUGUUAGUGUACAUUGCAUGAGGUGGAAGCAGGAGCAUGGAGAACACAACAGAAGGGGAAAGUCACGGAUAGACCAACCUGUCGAAUCCGAGCCCCACUUUUACCCAUCCUGUCCCCCCAAAUGUUAUCUGUACACCUCCGGCUGAGGAUUUUUAGAAUUUAAGUAUUAUUUUGUCACACACAGAGGCGGCUGGUCACGGGAUGACCCGUGCCCUCUCGCGCCGGAUGCUCUUUUGCCAUCGGUUACUCAGGAGUGGGGUGGUGGUGGUGGGAGGUUUGGGAUUUCUAGGCCACAGAGUUCAGCCCUGGAUUUCUGUCUGCCCGCUCCUUCCCAUGAUGCGUACGUAGAGGUGUUUCCUCGCGCCAGCCGAUUUGUGCAGACUUAAUGUACUACGGGGUGGGCAAGCGAUGGUUUUGCCCUAUUCAGUCGCUGUUGAAACAAGACAAAAUUUCAGGGGACAGAAAAGGAACCUACUUCUCACUACUGGCUUGUUGAAUGGCAACACGAUCUGCUCGUUCCCCUUUCGCCGCUGCACUGGGCAUCUUCUCCGGGACCGGCGUCCCUCAGUCUGUCUCUGUACUGGAAGGCACGCCAUCGGAGCCCUUCUGCAGGCUUUAGUUCGGCCUCCUGGCGCACUCGGGUGCGGAGUUUGGAGAUGCGAGCAGGAACUCACAUAUGGGUGAGGAAAACAAACAGUGCGUGUCUGACAGCGCUCCAUAAAGCUGCAUCGGCGGCUCCCUUGCUGAAGUGACCAGCGUGUGUGUGUGUGUGUGUGUGUGUGUGUGUGUGUGUGUGCGCGCGUGUGUGCACGUGCGCGCGUCAGGUAAUACUUAUCUGUCCUGACUGCAGAUGUGCCACCGCUGUGUUCAUCACGCCCAACAUCACUUUUAAUCCAGAUCCCCCCCCAGGAUCCUCCAAACUUUCCAUACUUCCCUAUCGGCAUAGACUGUGUGUGUGUGUGUGUGUGUGUGUGUGUGUGUGUGUUGAGAACACAUCAGGGACUGCUGGCCAACAUAGCCAUCCAUCCAUCCAUCAAAAGAAGAUGCACAAUAAUAUUGUGGCCAGUGGCAGAUUUUCACAAAGCUGUUGUAUUAAGUUUAUAAUUAUUAUAUUAUUAUUAUUGCUGUUGUUUUAACCAAUAUGGUACGUUGUGUCUUGCGUUUUCAGAAUCUUGAUAUUGUUUUUAGAUGAGAGACUGGAAGCUGUACAGCUCAUUGUGAUUUUCCUAGCUGAAGAGUCACGAGUGAACACUCGAUGUGUUUGGACUCGUCUUAUUUCCCUUGAAGGCACAUAUUUCGCCGGAUAGAUGUGAGGGGUAGUUGUGCUUCCAGAGUGCGGUUCUCAACAAGAUGGCCUUGUUUGCACUUUUCCACAAAGUUCAUCUUCCAUACAUUUCUGCCUGUGGUCAUUUCCCCCCCCCCC
Molecule: messenger RNA, 4363 nt
Organism: Scleropages formosus (Asian bonytongue)
Lineage: Eukaryota; Metazoa; Chordata; Actinopteri; Osteoglossiformes; Osteoglossidae
Product: metal transporter CNNM3-like
Exons: 9
Coding region: 578-2947 (789 amino acids)
Biological process (GO): magnesium ion homeostasis; transport
Cellular component (GO): plasma membrane
Molecular function (GO): transmembrane transporter activity
Source: RefSeq, a predicted model, not a curated record